Molecule: messenger RNA, 3770 nt
Organism: Leptopilina boulardi
Lineage: Eukaryota; Metazoa; Arthropoda; Insecta; Hymenoptera; Figitidae
Product: glutamate receptor ionotropic, kainate 2-like
Exons: 16
Coding region: 457-3192 (911 amino acids)
Biological process (GO): monoatomic ion transport; synaptic transmission, glutamatergic; modulation of chemical synaptic transmission
Cellular component (GO): plasma membrane; postsynaptic membrane
Molecular function (GO): transmitter-gated monoatomic ion channel activity involved in regulation of postsynaptic membrane potential; glutamate-gated receptor activity
Source: RefSeq, a predicted model, not a curated record
UACAGACACGUUCUCUACUUCAACUUUCAAACUAUGUACAGGAAACCAAAAAUACAAACUGAUAAAAACAAUCUUUGAAAAUUUUCCUACUUGUGUUUGCUUACAUUAUAUUAAAUAAUAUGCAUUACAAUUAUUAAAAAAAGUUUAUUCAUUCUAUGUUUGAGUGAAAACAAAAGUGUGGACUUUUUAUUUUAUCUCACAUAAAACCAAAAAUAUUCUGAAUAUUUCCUGAGCAGUGCAGAGACAACUUCGGUUUAUUAAGUAUUUAUUUAUUUUAUAAACAUAAGAAUUACAUGCAUUCUCUACGCUUAUUUCAACUGAGAAUACUUGAUAAUUAAAUUCCUGCAGUUAUAUAAGUAAAUUAAAUAAAAUAUAACAUGAUAAUAACUCGUUAAUAAGUAGUUGUUGUCAUAUUUUUUCUACAAGUGAACUGUAAUCCAAGAAAUUUUAAUAAAAAUGAAUAUAAUAUUUUUAUUGACAAUCUUAGUUCUUUUCAAUAUUUGUCAAUGCUAUUCAUCAAUCUUAAAAGUUGGUGGUAUUUUUCAUUCAGGAGAACUGAAUUAUUAUAACGCAUUUAUGACUGCAAUAGAAAAUUUGAAAAAGGAUCGAUUAACAACAUUUGAAUUAGAAGCUCGUAUUAUAUGGAUAAACACAACUUCCGACAGUUUUAAAACAUCAACUGAAGUUUGUAAUUUGGUGACAGAAGGUAUAACUGGAAUAUUCGCUCCAACACAAUUUCAGACACGAGAAGUGGUAUUAAGUAUUUGCUCUAAAUUAGAAAUUCCUGUCAUUGAAUAUGCCUAUCAUCUACGAGAAAAAUUGAAAGAACAGAGGACCGUUCUCAAUUUUUAUCCAGAUAACAAGUACAUUUCUAAGGCAAUUGCUGAUGUACUAAAGUCGUUGAGUUGGAAAUCAUUUACAGUAAUUUAUGACACAGAUGAUGCUUUAAUUCGAAUACAAGAUGUUCUUCAACUACAUGGGCCGCUAGAUUCUCCUAUUACAAUUCGUCAUAUAAGCGAAGAUCAUGAUUAUUUGCCUCUAUUGAAAGAAAUUUCGAAUUCUACUGACUGGAAUCUUUUACUAGAUCUAAAUCCAACAAAUUUAGAGAAAGUUUUGAUUGAAGGGAAGAAAUUUGGAAUGCUUAAGGAUUAUUAUAAAUAUCUAAUUUGUUAUUUGGAUAUGAAGUUGCUACCAAUUUUUGAUGAGUUGAAUGGAACAUACGUAAACAUAACUGGAUUUCAAAUGCUCCAACAUGAAAAACUUUCUGCAGAAAUCACCACUAUUGAAGAAACUAUCAUAUACGACGCCGUUCAACACUUUAAAGAAGCUUUGUACGUAUUAAGCACCAAAGAUGUAAAUAUUCAACCAAAACCACUCUCCUGUGACAAGAAUGAAAAAUAUCAUGCUGGUACGGAUAUUGCAACAUUGUUACGUGAGUUGUCAAUGACCAAUGGACUCACAGGAGAAUUACAAUUUGAUAAGGAAGGUAAAAGAAUAUUAUAUUUAUCCGUAAUUUCAUUUCAACAUCAUGAAUAUGUCACUACUCAUAAAUGGAGUGUCGGUGAAGGAUUGCAAUUAAUAAAACCUGCUGAUUCCGUCAAAAGUUACACGGAUACAAUUUUUGCUUCAAAAACAUUCAUAGUCACCACAAAAAUAGGUGAACCUUACAUGAUGGAGGUAAAGGAUGCUACUUCUGGAGAAAAUCAGGUUAUUAUAGGAAGCAAAAGAUAUGAGGGGUAUUGUGUUGAUUUGAUGCAUAAGAUUGGUCAAUUGUUAAAAUUCAAACACACUUUUGAACUAGUAAAGGAUAAUAACUAUGGAUCAUAUGAUCCAGUUAAGAAAUCUUGGAAUGGUCUUGUAAAGCGUAUUUUAGACCGAAAAGCUGAUUUUGCUAUCUGUGACUUGACAAUUACUUUCGAUCGAAAAAAAGCUGUGGAUUUUACCAUGCCUUUUAUGACACUUGGAAUAAGCAUACUAUUUAGUCAUCCAGAAGACAAGGAACCUAAUCUUUUUUCAUUCUUAUCACCAUUAUCAACUGAUGUCUGGAUGUAUAUGGCAACUGCAUACUUAGCUGUUUCACUCAUGUUAUUUUUCCAAGCUAGAAUGGCACCUGGUGAAUGGGGCAAUCCACAUCCAUGUAAUUCAGAAGCAGAUGAAUUAGAAAAUAAUUUUAAUUUAAUGAAUUCAAUGUGGCUUACUAUGGGCUCACUUAUGCAACAAGGUUCAGAUAUCUUACCUCAGGCCCCGUCUAUCCGAAUGGUUGCUGGUAUGUGGUGGUUCUUCGUAUUGAUAAUGGUCUCCUCUUACACGGCUAAUUUGGCAGCAUUUUUGACUGCUGAUAAAAUGGAUGUUUCUAUAAAUAGUGCAGAUGAUCUUGCAAAACAAACCAAGAUAAAAUAUGGAUCUCUUAACGGUGGUUCAACAUCAAGUUUUUUUCAACAUUCAAAUCAUUCAACGUAUCAACGUAUGUGGACUGCAAUGAGUGAUGCAAAACCAUCUGUCUUCACAUCUACUAAUCAUGACGGCGUAGAAAGAGUACGAACGGGGAAACGUGGAUAUGCAUUUCUUAUGGAGUCCACUACUAUUGAGUACACUGUUCAAAAAUAUUGUGGUUUGACACAAGUUGGUGGAUUACUUGACAGCAAAGGAUAUGGAAUUGCGAUGCCAUUAAAUUCCCCAUACAGAACAGCAAUUAGUGGUGCCGUUUUGAAAUUACAAGAAAGCGGCGAACUUGGACAAUUGAAAGAACACUGGUGGAAAAAAGUAGAGUCAGAUCCUAGUUGUACUACUAAUCGUGGCAGUAGUGGAGGAGCCGAUGCAGAUGCCUUAAAAAUGUCAAAUGUUGGAGGAGUCUUCCUUGUUUUAAUGUGUGGUUGUGGAGUAUCAUUUCUUAUAGCGCUCUGUGAAUUCAUAUGGAACGUAAGAAAGGUUGCUGUAGAAGAAAAGGUUACGCCUUGGAAAGCUUUAAUUGUGGAAUUAAGAUUUGCUGUAAAUAUAUGGACCGAAUCAAAGCCAGUAAAAAUUACACAAAAAAACUCUUCAACAUCAAGUGAGGAAAAUGAUGGGUUCAAAAGAGCAACAUCGACCGCCCGUUCACUAAUGGGAUCUUUCUUGAGAAUAGAUGUAAUGGACAAACUUGAUAAAGAAAAUAGAACCUACGAUAAGAAGAUCUGUAAUAGUAGCGUUAAGUAAUAUCUCUGAUGCUUUCAAUAAAUAAACUUUUGUAACCGGUACAAAAUUAACGAAGAAGUAAUUUAAAAAUGAAUACAAAAAUUCUUAGACUCAGUGCGGUAAUUAUUUAUAGAAAUAUAUUGAUAUUAGAUAGUUUAUUAAAAUUAUGUAAUACUAGAAAUAAUCUUUACGUGCUACGCGCGCCCUGAACUUUAACUAGGUUUAUUCAUUACAGAAAUUUAAUUUAAUUUGCUACCACAACAACCAUACAAUGACAACAAGUAACAUUCCCUUAUAGCUUUGGAAAGCUUAUUAAAUUUUGAAAAAAAUGAUACCUAUUUGAAUGAGAUUGCUUAAAUAGGUUUAAAUAUAUCAUGUUACAAAGUUGAAAAAAUAAUUGUAAUUUUUUGCUUAUUACCUACCUUGACUUUAACCUCUUGCAUGGUCCAGGAAAAUCGACGAAAAAAAUUGUCCUUUAACAUAAUUAUUCCUUGAAAUCUAAGCUUUCCAUUGAUUCCAAGAACAAUAAAAAAUGUUGACGGGUUUGCCAGUAAUUGAAAAAAAGGACGAGCGUGCACGAAAAAAAAUUCGACCGUCAA